AUGCCAGCACCACCAACAAAUAUGUCAAACGCGUUACAACACGAACAACAAGGUCCUCACCACCACAAUAAUACACAUAGUCAUAGUUUGCCUGAUUGCAUCUCCCAAGGAGGUACAAUUGCCGAAUGGCAACACAACACCUACAACCAAAAUACUCAUGUGCGAGUUCAUAUGCCCGAUGGAUCCGAUAAAUUCUUUCCAAACGUGAAGCAAGAUCACCUACAAUUAUAUCUAAACACGAAACCUACCAUUCUCGACUCUCACGAGACUUACUAUGACUCGUCUGCGACAAUGUCACGUGAUGUCUCACCUUCAGCUGACGAGGAUGACGACAGUGACGACGAAAUGCAAGACACGAGUAGUGACCACCCAAGUAACCAACCACUUUUUUUGAACUUUACUUCGGAUCUUGCUCCGCAGCACAUGUCAAAGAAAAAGUCAAAGGAAAAAAAGCAAUUACAGUAUCGUGUGAAUGGUGUCAAUAUUUUGAAUAGAAAUAGUCUAGAUAUGCAGACCGCUAUGGAACGUUUAAAACGACGACGAGAAAAUCAUAAUAAUGUAGAACGUAAAAGGCGAAACAACAUCAAUAAUACUAUUUAUGAAAUUUCACUGCUUAUGCCCACGGCGUAUCGUUCUGGAUCCAAACCCAACAAGGGUAGCAUUUUGAGGCGGGCCGUGGAAUAUAUAAAGCAUCAGCAACAACCAUCAUCAGAAACAUAUGAUUCGAAUGACGCAGCAACCACUGUGUCAUCUGUGUCAUCAUCUUCAUCGACAACCAAUAGUUUCAAGUCAAACGCAUCACCAUCACAUGCAGAUCACAUGACAAGUCAAGUAAAAACCGGUAGGCAAAUUCCGAUGGAACCGGCAAGUCCUCUGAUAUUGCCACCACCAUCGACAGUACUUCGAAGCUUGGAUCUAACCACAAGACUUAAAGUAGAAUCAGUUGCUGUUAUGCAACAGCCAUCAAAUCCAAAUUCACCAAGAAAAAGAAAUUCACAGGAUAACAUUGUAUUACCACCAAUUUCAUCAGAAUUGGCAAAAGAAUUUGCAUUGCCACCACCUCGAACAACUAGUCCUCUGCAUAUUUCAAAUGUAACACCACCAUUAUUACCAUUCAAUUUUGCACCGCCGAAUUCGACGAUCAUGACGUCAUCAUCAGCAUCGUCGUCAACGACGUCACUUGUACACGUUCCAUCACCGUCAAAUCCAUACUACAUGCAGCAGACGACAACGACAUCGCAGCACCACGCCUCUUCGGAACUGACACACUCAACGUCUGCUCCGAUUGUCGGAACACCCGUUAAUUUGCCUCCUCUAGUUCUCGGACUUGGCCCUCGAAAUAAUGGUAAUGCUACAAUACUAAAUAACAGCGUGAACCUCGGUGAGUCUACAACUCACCACCAUCUACACCACCAGCAUCACACUCAACCUGGUCACAAUUCACACCAACACAAUAUCCAUCCCAUUGGCUCCCCUUCACCUUCCUCACCACCUUUAUCUUCGUCAAAUACAACUUCUACUGCUACCCAACAACACUCUUCUCAUCAUUCUCAACAACCACCUCAAUUUGCUCAACAACCGAUAACUUUUAUAUUCGAACGUUUUUGCUCGAAUGUAUCUAACGGACCACCUUCUAUGCAUUCUUCUCUUUCGUCUUCACAAAUGGGUAUCAGACCAGUUCAACAUCCACAAUUGCAAACUCAGCCUCCGAUCCAACAACACACACCGCCACAAUACUCUUAUAGAACCCCGAUAGAUUCUCCAACCUCGAUUCACACUCACGAAGAUUCUCGAUCGGAAGAAGAUUACGGAGAUAAUAUGAUGAUUGAUUCGGCAAGUAGAUGUGAGGAUUAUGAUCAUAUAAUAACACCUUUAGAAUCAUUAAAAAAAUUGUUGAUGCAAUUCCCGGCAAUGUCACCAGCACGUUUGAACACAAUUCUACCAGUACUUCUUGAUAAUGAUAUAGACGACCCAGAAAUUCUUCUUUUAAUUGAAAAUGAAAAAUUUCUUCGAGACUUGCGUGGUAAAAAUGGAUCUGAAAUAAGUCUGGGCAAUUGUCUAUUACUUUGGCAUGGCAUACAGGAGUAUCAGAGACACAAUGCCUCGAAUACAACUGUACACACGCCAAAAUCUUAUUCAUCCGCUUCAUCCGCUUAUUCACCACCACCCUUAAAUAUACGAUCCGAUCAUCUUAUGUCAUUACCUAGAUCUAAGAGACAGAAAUUAGAAUUGGGCGAUAAGGAUGAUGGUGCUUCUUCGACCCGUAUUAAAGCGCCAAAACUAAGCAUGUCAACAAUAGAAGAAGUACAUUCACGAGUAAAUUGUGUUCUGAAUGUCGUAAAAAUCGAGAAUGACAAGCGUAAACAAAUUAGUCUCUCGCAGAAUCCAUCUGCUCAACCUGCAUUGAAAUUUGAGGAUUUUGUCGCAGAAUUAAAACGCGCUCAUAAAAUUCCUGUGGCAUUUGGUACAUUAAGAGAUAUGAGAUUUGCGUAUAUACUUAAAAAAUUACAUGAAGCAAAAUAUAAGGAAUUAUUAAGCUCGAAUCGAGGUAACGUGACCGAAUUCUAUCGGACUUGUCAAGAGGUUUGUGAGGAAAUGUUUAAGGAGGAUGAUUUGGAGGGUGCUUUACCGUGGCUAGAACUGAAAAGUAAAUUGUACUAUAAGCAGUGA
Molecule: messenger RNA, 2670 nt
Organism: Ambispora gerdemannii
Lineage: Eukaryota; Fungi; Glomeromycota; Glomeromycetes; Archaeosporales; Ambisporaceae
Source: the annotation of a GenBank genome assembly